AAUCAUAUUUGCUCAUAUAAAUAUCUUCCAAAGCCUUAAUUUUUGCCAAGUUCUAUCAAAUUUUUUGUUUUUCCCUGGUUGUUGAUUGGUUUUAGAACUAGAAACUAGAAUCCCUUCUUGAAAAUAUAUUCAUCCAUCAAACUUCUCUAAUGAGUAAGCAAGAUGGUCACCAUGACAAGCCCCUCUUGCCAAACCAGUGUGGUUCAAGCCAUAGCCAAAUCAUAGACGCACCGCUCCCCCUAGUUUGGUCCAUAGUUCGUCAAUUCGACAACCCUCAAGCGCACAAGCAGUUCAUCAAGAGCUGCACCAUGCGUGCCGGCGACGGCGGCACCGCCGGCAGCAUACGUGAGGUGAUCGUCAGCUCCGGCUUGCCGGGGAGUAGCAGCAUGGAGAGGCUUGACAAGCUCGACGACGAUAAGCAUGUCAUGAACUUCAGCAUUGUGGGCGGUGAUCACAAGCUUGCAAACUAUAGUUCUAUGACGACGCUGCAUAAAGAAGACGGUGAAGAAGAAAAGGGUGGAUCGAAGACGGUGGUGACUCAGUCGUAUGUGGUGGAUGUUCCGGCGGGGAGUAGCAAGGAGGAUACUUGUUUGUUUGCUGAUACUAUUGUGGGAUGUAACCUGAGAUCGUUGGCCAAAGUCACAGAAAAGAUGGCUGGUAAAUAAUUAUAAUUACCAUUUUAUUGAGAUCUCAGAGUUCUUACUUGCUGAAUCCAUUUUGUGAUUGUUCAUGUUGUUUGAAUCUUAUGCUGCUGUUUGUUGACUUCUUGCCACUAAUUGUGUGAGAUUCCAGUAGUGUAUGCUAAUAAACUUCAUGUAGUCUGCUUCGGAUUCUAAGCUAUUGACAAUCUUUCAUAUUAAUUUAUAUACAA
Argentina anserina (silverweed cinquefoil) is the source of this 871-nucleotide messenger RNA. RefSeq names its product abscisic acid receptor PYL12-like. The record is from RefSeq and is a predicted model, not a curated record. NCBI's taxonomy places the organism in Eukaryota, Viridiplantae, Streptophyta, Magnoliopsida, Rosales, Rosaceae. Gene Ontology annotation, cellular component: cytoplasm; nucleus. Gene Ontology annotation, biological process: abscisic acid-activated signaling pathway. Gene Ontology annotation, molecular function: abscisic acid binding; protein phosphatase inhibitor activity; signaling receptor activity. The transcript has a single exon. The coding region runs from base 150 to 665 and encodes 171 amino acids.